UGUGUUAAAAGUUUCGCGGUGCGGACCCGUGUGAGGCACCGACCGCUGAGUCAGUGCGUCUGCGGCGGCGGCAAAGGGUGCGAAUGGUCGUGUCGGAGCUGCCACAUAGCUCAACAUGAACUUUAACCGUCGAGAUCAUUUCAAAAGUGAACAGAACGGUAUUUUUUCUUCUGAGAGCUGGCUACAGGAUUCAGAGUUUCUCCUGCAGUGCAGUCAUAUUCACUACCUUUUCCUGAAACAGGACAUGGAGCUUUGUUUCUUUCUUCACGUUAGGUGCUAACAAAGUUAUUUGUUUCAUCAGAGGAAAUGCAGAUCCAUGAAAUUACAUUUUGUGCAAAUGAUCAAAGAACUUGGUACAGGAGGGAAUUCUCUUGUGAAGUGCUGAAAUAACAAGUGCACCUGAUAAAAACCCAGAGGUUGUCGUUAACUCUGUUGGCAAUGUCUAUGAUCUUGUCUGCCUCUGUGGUCCGUGUGAGGGAUGGGCUCCCACUGUCUGCAUCCACUGAUUAUGAGCAGAGCACGGGAAUGCAAGAAUGUAGAAAAUAUUUUAAAAUGCUCGCAAAGAAACUUUCUCAGCUUCCUGAUAGGUGUACUCUGAAAACUGGACAGUAUAACAUAAACUUUAUAAGUUCCCUGGGAGUAAGCUAUAUGAUGUUGUGCACUGAAAAUUAUCCCAGUGUCCUGGCUUUCUGCUUCCUGGAUGAGCUUCAGAAAGAGUUCAUCACUACCUACAAUAUGAUGAAGACAAAUACUGCAAUCAGACCAUACUGUUUUAUAGAGUUUGAUAAUUUCAUUCAGAGGACCAAACAGAGAUACAACAACACACGUUCUUUGUCAACAAAGAUGAAUCUUGCUGACAUGCAGACAGAGAUCAAACUGAGACCACCCUACCAAAUUUCUGUGUCAGAACUUGGCUCAGCGAAUGGCUUUGCACAUAUAUCUGUGGGGGAGUAUAAGGGUACUGGUAAGAUAUCUGCAGCUCCUCAUCAGCGCCUGGAACCUGUGACUCUGCCAGGGAUUGUCUCAUUCGUGCUUAGUCUGUUAUGUGGAGCUUUGAAUUUAAUUCGUGGCUUUCAUGCCAUUGAAAGCCUUCUCCAGAAUGAAGGUGAAGAUUUCAGCUAUGUUAUUGCAUUUUUUCUUGGAACGGCAGCCUGUUUGUACCAGUGUUACCUGUUUGUAUACUACACGGGCUGGAGGAAUGCCAAAUCCUUCCUGACCUUUGGGCUGAUUUGCCUGUGUAACAUGUAUCUGUACGAACUGCGCAACCUGUGGCAGCUCUUCUUUCAUGUGACUGUGGGAGCAUUUUCUACCUUACAAAUCCGACUGCGACAACCACAGGGAAAGUCCCCUGAUUACAAUGUCUGACAAGUCCUGGAACAUUUAGAGGAAGUCUUGUUCCAGUAGUUUUUCACUCUCAGGAAUGUAAAACUGUUCUCCAAAAGAAGAAACUGUUUGGAUGGUUUUUUUGUUUGUUUUUUUUUUUUUUUAAAUAAAUCAGUGUAAGAUGCCUGUGGACAUUUUUCACUUGAUGGUUGAACUUUUUUUUAAUUAUUUUUUUAUUUUCUUGAAAAGGGCACAAAAGAGUAUGGGACUAGAGGAGGAAAGUGGAGCAUAUCGUGGAGUGAAAUGUAUGUAGGGACACCAAUUUUGAGGAAUUUGACUGGUGGCAUAAAAAAACUUCAUUUAAAAGAGUGUUAAUGGAGGAAUGUGUAGAGUAUGUGUUCUGCAUAUCAUGCAAGCUUUUCACUUCCAAAAUCAGUUUUGCCUUUGUGAGGCAGUAGGGAAUAGGCUAAAUAAGUAAUAAUAAUAAUGCUAUUGCAUAUUAGCAAACUAGAUGUGGAAUAUGUAAGAUACCAGAUUUUGGAAUGUUUUGUUUCAUGUUGACAUAUAUAUGAAUGUUUUCUUAAUUAAAAUGUAACCUGGAAACUCAGUUUCUGGGGAUCAGCUUCACCCAUGACUCUCUGUCUAGUGCUGUAAGUUCUUUAAUGUUUUUUCAUUUAUCAUUUUCUUUUAAUUAUCAUUUGAAAGUGAUCUAUGUAGACAGAGUUCCUUUUUAGUAAUUAUUCAAAAAGUUCUGCCACUUAACCCAGGAUUUUUGUGCACUUGUGUUUGGACUCUGGAAGGGUUGAAAGAAAACUGAUUGGUGAGUAAAUUGAGUGACUUGUACUUGCUGGACUAUUGUUCUUUUUAUAUGUUUUUCAUUACUUUCAGAUAUGGAUAAAUAAUUAGCUCAAACCUGAGAUAAAAACUGGUGACAGGAAAAUAAUAAAUCAGUCUGUUUAGCUUAAACAAGAAAA
Messenger RNA from Manacus vitellinus (golden-collared manakin), 2297 nucleotides. It is a transcript of the gene SEC22A, whose product is annotated as SEC22 homolog A, vesicle trafficking protein. The record is from RefSeq and is a predicted model, not a curated record. The transcript is spliced from 9 exons. Bases 439 to 1365 code for a protein of 308 amino acids. Lineage: Eukaryota; Metazoa; Chordata; Aves; Passeriformes; Pipridae. Gene Ontology annotation, biological process: endoplasmic reticulum to Golgi vesicle-mediated transport.